Messenger RNA from Limulus polyphemus (Atlantic horseshoe crab), 812 nucleotides. RefSeq lists its product as uncharacterized. The transcript is spliced from 5 exons. NCBI's taxonomy places the organism in Eukaryota, Metazoa, Arthropoda, Merostomata, Xiphosura, Limulidae. The record is from RefSeq and is a predicted model, not a curated record. Bases 15 to 812 code for a protein of 265 amino acids.
CAGAGUCUCUGUCCAUGAAAAUGAUAAUGCUGGAUGUCCCAUCACCUACUAGAGUAGGCCAGGCUGUAGAGCUGGUAUGUAACUACGACUUGGAGGGAGAAACUCUGUAUUCAGUGAAAUGGUACAAGAACGGAAUAGAGUUUUACAGGUUUGUUCCUAACGACUGGCCUCCAGGACAGUUUCUCACGCUUCCAGGAAUUCAUGUAGACCUUUCUAGGUCCAACAGACAGACUGUUUAUUUACGACAAGUAGAUCUGGACACCGCAGGAGUUUACAGGUGCGAAGUUUCCGCUGAAGCCCCGAUGUUUGACACGGUAUCUGCCAAGAAGGAAAUGAAGGUAUUCGCUCUACCAUCAGAAGCACCUAGGAUAUCGGGAAAGAAAGGAAAGUACAGGAUUGGAGAUACCGUUUCUGUGAACUGUACCUCGGCAAAGUCGAGACCCGCCGCCAGUUUACGAUGGUACAUCAACGACCAACAGGUUGGCCCCGAGUAUGAAACUUCCCAUUCCGCCAUACUCAAUGCUGACGGUUUAGAAAGUUCAAGCUUAAGUCUUCGUUUUGUGGUUAAAGAGCAUCACUUUGUUAACAGAAACAUGAGACUCCGGUGCUCGGCUACGAUUCCAAGGGUGUAUACCAUGAGUGACGAAGAACUUGUGGUUGGUGGUCAGUUACAACACGCCUCCGAACUUCUCCGUAUUAGUGAAAAUGUCAGUAAAGUUUCCAUGAUUAUCUAUGACUUCUUUCCAUCUACUUACAAUCUUUUUAAUCCCACUACUAAAAAACUCUUUCGGUUUCGAAGAGAAGAACUCUGA